Molecule: messenger RNA, 892 nt
Organism: Hibiscus syriacus
Lineage: Eukaryota; Viridiplantae; Streptophyta; Magnoliopsida; Malvales; Malvaceae
Product: WPP domain-containing protein 2-like
Exons: 1
Coding region: 183-644 (153 amino acids)
Biological process (GO): mitotic cell cycle; lateral root development
Source: RefSeq, a predicted model, not a curated record
AAGUGUUUUAAUAAUUGAGAAGUAUUCCAUUUGGAGCAGAUGCAGAUCUAAGUAAAGUUGGUGUGUCCCUUUCAUUUCAACCUUCCUCGGCCCAAGCCAACCCACAUUCAAUUCUAUUUCUUUUCCCCUUCCCUCAAAUUUACUAUCAUUAACAAACAUUUCUGCUUUCCCCUCCCAAAGAAAUGGCUGAUCCUGAAUCCCCGACUGCUAAUGACUCUACCGCACCAACGCCAACCCAAGUAGACGACAUCGCCGCCAAGCUUAGCAACCUCACCUUUAAAAUUUGGCCACCCACCCAACGAACACGUGACGCUGUCCUCAACCGUCUCGUGGAGACGCUGUCGUCCGAAUCCGUCCUUUCCAAACGCUAUGGAACGAUCGCUAUGGAGGAGGCUUACGCCGUGGCCAAGUUGAUCGAGGAGGAGGCUUUUUCGGUUGCCCAGGAAUCGUUUUCCACUGACGAGGACGGCAUCGAGAUUCUCCAGGUGUAUUCCAAGGAAAUCAGCAAGCGUAUGCUCGAUACUGUCAAAGCUCGAGCUGCCACUGACUCUGCUCCCUCAGGUUCGGCAGAGGCAGACUCGAAUAAAGUGGGAACUGCGGUUUCUGAGGAGAAUUCGUCCUUCUCGGUCAAGGACGAGGAUUGAGUUUGAACAUUCUCGUCUCUUUAGGGUCCUCUUUGUUGUUUAGCUUGAUAAACGGUAUUGCUAGGGUUUUAUUAGAUCUCGGACCAUUAAGUAUUGCGGGAUGCUUACUUGCUUGCUUAUAUAGCAUGAUAAUAAUAUUUGUCAGUAUCUUGCGUUUUUUUUUCUGUGUUUCCUGUAACCUUGAUGGAUCCUUGCUUUGUUCAUUGAUACAGUGAAAAAUGAAGGGUGCUUGAAUUGUUAUUCAUUGA